UCCGGGUUAUUUCCUGUGCGCGUUUUGUGAAGAGUGUAGUGGAAUCACGAACUGUGAAAAACACGUGAAAACAAGAUUCAGCAAUAGAUUAAAUCGUCAAGAAUUAUAAAGUUUUUUUAUUUUUCUUCAUCUUAAGAAGAAGUGGAUUCAAAAAAGUUUCAGCUGAUCUUCAAUCAGUUAUUCUAUGUGCAGAAAUGAAGUUGGUAUGUACUUAAAUAUUUCGAAGUAAUUAGUACUGCCUAUCUGGUCACCCCACCCUGCCAUGUAAUGUUCUCAAGUUCAAAUCAACUACCAUCAUGCUCGAUUGUGGCCUGGACAUGACUUCUGUAUUAAACUUCAUACCUUUGCCGCUAGUUCACAGCUCAAGACUUUCAACCUUGCCUUCAUGGAUUAUGAAAGAUGGAAACACUAUAUUAGAAAAGGGGUUUAAAGAUUGUGCUGGUCGAGUUUUCAUUGACUCCUUACCUGAAUUCUGCCUCCCAGAGAAGGAACUUUUGGAUCUUUCAACCGUUGAUGUGAUUCUGAUUUCCAACUACCACUGCAUGAUGGCUCUUCCAUAUAUCACUGAACAUACUGGAUUCACAGGCACUGUUUAUACCACAGAGCCUACUCUCCAGAUUGCCAGACUCUUAAUGGAAGAGCUUGUGCAUUUUAUUGAAAGAGUUCCAAAGGACCAGUCUGCUGUCUACUGGAAGAGCAAAGAAAUGUGGAGGCUUCUUCCAUCUUCACUUAAAGAUGCUGUAGAUGUCACAACAUGGAAACCCUGCUAUAACAUUCAAGAUGUAAAUGCAGCUCUCAGCAAGGUCCAGUUAGUUGGAUACUCACAAAAAAUUGAGCUGUUUGGUGCUGUCCAAAUCACUCCACUAAGCUCUGGAUACUCAUUAGGAAGUUGCAAUUGGAUUAUUCAAUCCCAUUACGAAAAAGUGUCAUGUGUGUCUGGAUCAUCUCUACUUACCACCCACCCACAGCCAAUGGAGCAGAGUUCUUUGAAGAACAGUGAUGUCCUAAUUUUAACUGGUUUGACUCAGAUCCCGACUGCUAAUCCUGAUGGUAUGCUGGGAGAAUUUUGCAGCAAUCUAGCUAUGACUAUACGUAGUGGAGGUAAUGUUCUGGUUCCCUGCUAUCCAUCAGGAGUCGUCUAUGACCUUCUUGAAUGCCUUUAUCAGUUUAUCGACUCUGCCAGCCUUAAUUCCACUCCUUUCUACUUCAUAUCUCCAGUUGCAAAUAGUUCUCUUGAGUUCUCACAGAUAUUUGCGGAAUGGCUUUGUCAAAGUAAACAAUCAAAAGUGUAUCUUCCAGAACCUCCUUUCCCUCAUGCUGAGCUUAUUCAAACAAACAAACUGAAGCAUUAUUCUAGUGUCUACGGAGAUUUUAGCAAUGAUUUUAAGCAGCCCUGUGUGGUAUUCACUGGUCAUCCUUCUCUUCGUUUUGGGGAUGUUGUUCACUUCAUGGAAUUAUGGGGCAAAUCCAGCUUGAACACUAUAAUAUUUACAGAACCAGAUUUUUCCUAUGUUGAUGCUUUGGCUCCUUUUCAACCACUUGCCAUGAAAUGUGUGUACUGUCCUAUUGAUACUCGUCUUAAUUUUAUCCAAGUGAAUAAAUUACUCAAAGAACUUCAGCCCCUUCAUCUGGUGUGCCCAGAACAGUACACUCAGCCUCCACCUUCACAGGUUCAUCGUUCUGAUUUGAUGCUGGAUGUUCAGAUGCCCUUAAUGGCUUAUAAACGCUGCAGUGUACUCACCUUACCUUUCAGGAGGAGCUUUGAGCGAAUUGAAAUUUUACCCCAGCUUGCAGAUUCACUUAUGCCAAUUGAAAUGAAGCCUGGCGUUUCUGUUGCAACCAUCUCAGCUACGCUGCACUCAAAGGACAAUAAGCAUGUCUUGCAGCCUCCUCUUAAAACAAUGGUUCCCCCACUUUCUAAGAAGAGAAAGCGUGUGAUUGAAGAAUCCACUGAACUCAAAGCACCUAAACCAUUGCUUAGUGGAACAAUACCAGUUGAGUUGUUUCUGGCUACUCUGCAUAAGAAUGGAAUAACAGAAGUGAAAAUGGAAGAUACUUCAGAAGGUCAUAUCCUCCACUUACAGGAAGAAGAUACCCUGAUACAACUAGAGGAUGACUCCACACACAUAAUAUGUGACAAUAAUGAGUCUUUGCGAUCUACCUUAAGAGAUCUAGUACUCAGAUUCUUACAAAAGCUAUGAAACAUCAUGAAGUAGACAUUAUGUAUUGAUUAAAAUGUUAUUCUAACUGAAUAAUGUCAGUUUUAUUUAUUAAAGUUAUUCACAUAGUGUA
Erpetoichthys calabaricus (reedfish) is the source of this 2292-nucleotide messenger RNA. RefSeq names its product integrator complex subunit 9 (gene ints9). The transcript is spliced from 17 exons. NCBI's taxonomy places the organism in Eukaryota, Metazoa, Chordata, Cladistia, Polypteriformes, Polypteridae. Gene Ontology annotation, cellular component: integrator complex. Gene Ontology annotation, biological process: snRNA processing. The record is from RefSeq and is a predicted model, not a curated record. Bases 297 to 2201 code for a protein of 634 amino acids.